CCCGUAGGCACCGCGGUGCUCCGAGGAUCCCGAACCGCGCCGCCAUGGCUGCCCGGGUCGGCGUCGCGCCCGCCGGCGAUGGCCUGCGCUACGCCGGGUCCUCGCAGCCCCCCGCCCAGCCGUCGGACGCCGACCUCGACCGCGGGCUGGCAAGAAGUUUGAUAGCUGUGGGGCUGGGUAUUGCAGCUCUUGGCUUUGCAGGUCGCUACGCAUUUCAGAUCUGGAAACCUCUAGGACAAGUAAUCACAGAAACUGCAAAGAAGAUUUCAACUCCUAGCUUUUCAUCCUACUAUAAAGGAGGAUUCGAACAGAAAAUGAGUAGGCGAGAAGCAAGUCUCAUUUUGGGUAUAAGCCCAUCUGCCAGUAAGGCCAAGAUUAGAGCAGCUCACAGGAGAAUCAUGAUUUUGAAUCACCCAGAUAAAGCUUCUGCUCCAUCUGAAGCAGUCACCAUGCUGCUUUCUCCUGCUGUAGAUAUGUUUCGUGUGGGUCUCCUUACUUAGCAACCAAAAUUAAUGAAGCAAAAGACUUGCUAGAAGCAGCCACCAAACACUGAUGGAUGCUCAGGGACCACCCUGAAGGAGAAAAAGGGGGACCUUAUAACAAUUGCCCUGCAAAUUAAUCUAAACCAUGGCCUUCAUAAUCUUCAUAUGUGUACCGACCACAGUCAUUUCUUCCAUGUCUAAGCUGUGUAAUAAUAAAAGAUGAACAGUCUGGCUUUGUAUUAUCUUUCAAAGGAGCACAUGAAGAUUCUAGCACUGAUCUUUCCCCCUUAUUUUCUUCCUCUCUCUGAUAGUCAUACGUUUGAAGGCUUCUGUUACUAAGUUCCCCUCAUCCCAGCCCCUGCAGCUGUAUAAUUAUCAGUAAUAUAAUUGGAAUUUGUGAGCAAGAGUGUAGAAUUUCUUGCUCUUAUAUUUAUGCUCACAUUGUCCCUUGUUUCUUCAAAGGAAUUUAGCACUCUGCCUAUGUGAGGUGCUUUAAAUGUUGUGAGACGAAACCCUGACUGCCACCCCAGGAAAGUGAACUGAAGCUUGAUGGAAUUUACUAAAGGGUGUUUUGUAAAGCAGUGGUUAGGAAAGAACGCUGUUCUCCCAGAGAUCCCACGGCUGUACCAUGAGAACUUGGAGAGCUGCUAAAAUGAUUAAAGGUUUACAGAAUGAGCCCUGUGAGGAAAGCCUGGAAAUUGCCGGGAUAAGUCUGAGGGAUUCAUACUUAAUUAUAUAGUCUUCUGGUGCUGUGUAUUUAUUCAAGUAUGCAUUCUACAAAUAUUUAUUUACCACCUGUAGCGCGUGAGGCCCUGUAGGGGUCCUCAAGAGUUCCAGGUGUGAACCAGGCAUGGAUCCUGACCCAAAGGAACUUGAAUUUAAAGGAAAGAUAAACCACAGGAGUACUGUUAGAGAGGCACAGAUGAAAUGCCAAAGAAGUUCAAAAUAAAAGACUGUUUUACACUGAUCGUCAGGGGGGCGUGUCAUAGAAUCAGUAGCGUAGAGCUGGGCUUUAAAAACAAUGAGAUAUACCAUAAGAUGGGUGAGGCAGCUUUUCUGAGAUGAGUCAGAAUUAGCAGAAAUAGAGUCUAUUAGUUCGAUUGGGGUGCAGGGUUUCUCCAACGCAACGGAUGAACACACAGUCUGGAAGGGCUGCCCUUGUACAGUGCGUUCAAAGUUGUUUUUUUUUUCCUCAACACAGCCCCUGGUCAUCAUCACUUUACUGUUCUAAAAGGGAGAAAAGAGAGAGUCAGAAUACCAGCAUUAUUUUCCUGUACUCCUUUGCAAUGCUGGGUUCAUCCCAGGUAAACAGAACUACUGGGUUUCAUCUAUCUUAAAAUGCUUUUGUAAUAGUCUAGACGCAUCUUUCACUUUAUGACAUCCUAUAGUUGGGAGUUCUCAGCAUUGGUGAUAUUGACUCAUUGAGCUGCUAAUUCCUCCUUGUGGGGUGCUCUCCUUUGUAUGGUAGGAUGAUUAGCAGCAUCCCUGCCUGUAUCUACGAAAGGCCAGGAGCACCCCCUCCGUUGCGACAACUGAAAAUGUGUCUAGAUAUUGCCAGAUGUUCCUUGGAGGGCAAAACUGCCCCAGGUAGAGAGCCACUGCUCUAAAUGUUAACCGUGUGGUACAUAAAAUAAUGGAUGACCUGACUUAAAAUUGAUUCUUAGAGUCACUAAAAUAUGGUUCUUGCUUUAAAAUCCCCAUGUGUGUCACAGGUUUUUUGUGCUUUAGUUUUCCGGUCCACUGCUACCUCUGUACCUUGAAUGCCCUGCUGAUACCCAGAUCUCCACGUGUUCAAAGCCUGGGGAUAGUUGAAGGCCAAGCUGAAAUGUCUGUCCCUCCUUUUCUGGUGCUUUCAGCAAAAGUAAUCCCAUGAAUUGUCAGCUGUCAGCGAACAUGCACUGUAUCUGUGUUGGUCACUGCUACAUUGACACUCAAUAAAUAUUUGUUAAAUGAAC
Molecule: messenger RNA, 2437 nt
Organism: Capra hircus (goat)
Lineage: Eukaryota; Metazoa; Chordata; Mammalia; Artiodactyla; Bovidae
Gene: DNAJC15
Product: DnaJ heat shock protein family (Hsp40) member C15
Exons: 7
Coding region: 45-500 (151 amino acids)
Biological process (GO): protein import into mitochondrial matrix
Cellular component (GO): PAM complex, Tim23 associated import motor
Molecular function (GO): ATPase activator activity
Source: RefSeq, a predicted model, not a curated record